AUGGGGGCGAAGCAAUACCCUUUGAAGACUUCGGGGGGGAAAUCUCAGACAGAAUGGUCUGAUUUCGAAUCUCAUGAGAAGACACUACGUGGUCAACUGCCACCUUCUACAGGUGAUUCGACUAGCAACGCCGAGAUAGUCUACUCGCUAGAUGCAAGUGUUACAGUUGGCGGGAUCUUCAAAAACGUCAUAAAGAAAUCUCGUCAAAUAUUCUUUUACCCGGCCACCAGCUCAUAUCAAGCUCUACAGUCUAUCAUUCAUCAGCGAGAAGUUGCUUUCCGCCACAUGGAGAAAGAUAUCAAGUCGACGCCAACUUAUGGGGCUGCCAUAGAGCUUGGUAUGGGAGGCCAUCUCGCCUUAGGCCAACGCGUGCCAAUAAAGUUGCAUGUUACCCAAUCUGAUCCGACCAGCCAGGACGGCCUCAUCUUGAAUGACUACCAAGUCAUGCUCAUUCAAAAGACAAUGAUCCGGGUCGGAGCUCAGUCUCAAGUUCAACAUCUAUUCCGAACUUUGCGGACAGUGAGCAACCUGAAUCUGGAAAUAUGCCUCGCCGAAAUGCCCCUCAACAAUGCGAUGACUCUAUCAGAUGAUUCAUGGGGGCCACUAUCCCUACCGACUGACAUCACCCCCACCUUUGAAACAUGUAACAUAAACCGCACAUAUAAGCUUGAGGUACGAUUAGGCUUCAAGGGUGGUCCCAAAAAGACACAGACGCGCAUAUUAGAAGUCCAGUUUCCGAUAAACAUUGCGGCAAACUAG
Messenger RNA from Penicillium manginii, 759 nucleotides. RefSeq lists its product as uncharacterized. NCBI's taxonomy places the organism in Eukaryota, Fungi, Ascomycota, Eurotiomycetes, Eurotiales, Aspergillaceae. The coding region runs from base 1 to 759 and encodes 252 amino acids. The record is from RefSeq and is a predicted model, not a curated record. The transcript is spliced from 3 exons.